Toxorhynchites rutilus septentrionalis is the source of this 530-nucleotide messenger RNA. RefSeq lists its product as uncharacterized. The transcript is spliced from 2 exons. Lineage: Eukaryota; Metazoa; Arthropoda; Insecta; Diptera; Culicidae. The record is from RefSeq and is a predicted model, not a curated record. The coding region runs from base 60 to 506 and encodes 148 amino acids.
CUUAUAAACAUUUCUGAUGCAGCAGGCUUACCUCAGUUAGUCGGACGGCUUUCGUAAUCAUGGUCAAAGCUAUCUUCUUGCUGAGCUUCCUAGCGACAGCCGUCAUCGCUGUCGAAGUGCAUCGAUGUGGUGAUGCCUAUCCGCACCCCACUGCGGUGGUUAUUCCGGGAUGCAACGCCAUGCCCUGUCCGGUCCCUAACAAUUCGGAUUUCAGCUUUGCGGUCGAGUUUGAAUCGUCUAUCGCCACCAACAGCCUGGCGGUGAACGUGACGGCGUCAUUGGGUCCGUUCAAUCUGCCGUACGAUACACCCGAGCAUCUACGCGAUGGAUGCGCCAAUAUCGAUGCCAAUUGUCCGCUGACGGCCGGCCAGAGGGUCACUAUGCGGGGAACAGCCCCGGUGGAAGCUCCAAUCAUUGGAGUUACCGUUCGGAUGCGGUUCGAGAUUACCGGUGAUAGUGCCCAAAAGGUGGUUUGCUUUGCCGCUGAUGUGAGGCUUGUUGCUUGAGGAUGAAUAAAGAUUCGAAUUGUA